Molecule: messenger RNA, 1149 nt
Organism: Gossypium arboreum
Lineage: Eukaryota; Viridiplantae; Streptophyta; Magnoliopsida; Malvales; Malvaceae
Exons: 2
Coding region: 1-1149 (382 amino acids)
Source: RefSeq, a predicted model, not a curated record
AUGAGUUUACAAGAGUUGAGAGAUAUAUGGGCUCGUUCGGAUGAGGGAACCAAACAGUUGUUUUAUCAGAGCUAUGGUGAUAUAGCCUACUUGCUCGAUAUUAAGGUGGACAAGCAUCUGUUCCGAGUUAUGGCCCAGUUUUGGAAUUCUGCUUACAAUUGUUUCACUUUUGGAGAAGUAGAUUUGGUGCCUACCGUGGAGGAAUAUACUACCCUGCUGAGGUGUCCAAAAGUUUUAACACAUCCGGAUGAAAGGAGGAGGGUCGAUAUCUUUGCCUUAAGCAUCUAUAGAUUGGUGAUUUUUCCUAAGGCUUUAAGGCAUGUGGAUGAGGCAGUCAUUGACUUAUUCGAUCGUCUUGAGAAGGGAAUCACACAUGUACCUGCAAUACUGGCUGAGACGUUUAGAUCCUUGAGCAUGUGUCGGAAAGCAGGCGAAGGAAGAUUUAUUGGAUGUGCACAGCUGUUGUUGGUGUGGUUUCAUGGUCACUUUUGGAAGGUGAACAAGGUUUCUUACAGGGCCUUCUCUAAAAGUUACUCCACAUUAAAAGAAGAGGCAGGUAUGCAAAGGAGAUAUGAUAUCUUAGAGGAGAAGUGGAUGGAAAUUCUUCAAAACCGCAAGGAGGGGGAUAUAGAGUGGAGAGCUUUUUGGAUGGUUCCUGAUGAGAUCCUGUAUCAAUUUGGGAACUUUGAUUGGGUACCAUUGUUAAGAAUUUGGGGAGCUACUGGGUAUACUCCUUUGCUUGCAUUAAGGCAGUAUAAAUCGAGGCAGUUUAUACCCACGACUUACGGGCUAGCUCAGUGUGAAUUCCCAUAUAAAGGUGACCAUUAUAAGAAGAAGGUUCGGGAAAUUUCUAAUGCCUGGAAGAAAACUUAUUGGAUGAAGAGGUUGGCUGUUGGUUCCAUGGUGACACUUGAAUACAAUAAAUGGUUUAGGGAAAGGGUCAACGAUAAUAGUCCUAGAUCAAGGUCAAAAGGUACCCAACCAAUGGAGGAACAAUUACAAGUUGCCCCGUCAGAGUUGGAGAUCAUAAGACAAGACUUCGAAAAGAAGAGUUCUGAGCUAAGGAAAAGGAUUGAGCAGUUGGAAGGGGAAAAAAUGAAUUUGAGAUUAGACGUAGAUGUUCAGAAGUCAGAGGCUGAGAAGUUGUGA